AGGAAACUGAAGCAGCAGAAGCCACCAGCCCGGCCGCUGAAUGAACAGUAGCUUUCAUAUUAUGAAGCUCCCCAAGCAACAGCAAAGAAACUAAAGAGAAAAGGAGGUUUUGAGUCACAAGCCGGCUGAGUUGAAGAUGAGUGCCUUGUUUCUCAUGCUCUUGGUAUCCAUUGUGAACGUGGGCGCUUUGCUAGAAAAGGGCUCGCCAAGACGGGAAGUCCGGCGGCUGUCGUGUGUGCGAUGCUGCGGCCCUUCAGAGCAGCCUGUCUCAGUGUCCUCUUCGCGGUACGCGAGGAUGAGCAAUGACCCUGCCUAUUCGGUACCCAAAGUCCGGCCCACUAUAGACAUCACCAUCCUGAAAGGAGAAAAAGGGGAGAUGGGAGACAGAGGAAAUCCUGGAGCAGUUGGAAAGGAGGGAGCACGAGGUCUACGUGGUUAUAACGGACAGAAAGGUCAGAAAGGCCAGUCUGGCCCAUCAGGCCAUUCCUGCAAACAACUAUACGCUGCUUUUUCGGUGGGCCGGAGGAAGCCUCUCCACAGCGCCGAUUAUUUUGAGCACGUCACUUUUGACACUGAGUUUGUCAACCUCUACAAACACUUCAACAUGUUCAUGGGGAAGUUCUUCUGCUACGUGCCGGGGAUCUACCUCUUCAACCUGAAUGUCCAUACCUGGAACUUCAAAGAGACCUACCUGCACUUAAUGAAGAAUGACAACGAAGUGGCCAUCCUUUACGCCCAGCCCAGUGAUCGGAGCAUCAUGCAGAGCCAAAGCCUGAUGUUGGAGCUACAGGAGGGGGAUGAGGUCUGGGUGAGGAUGUUUAAGCGGGAGAGAGAGAACGCCAUCUAUAGCGAGGAGUCCGAUGUCUACAUCAUCUUCAAUGGCCAUUUAAUUAAGCCAGCCAUAGAGUAGCCACCUCUUGGCUACGGGCCUUCAAUGCUUUGGUGAGGCUUAUUACUAUCUCCUCUCUUAGAAGCGCACACAUGUGUAUCAGUAUGGUAAUGACCCCACUCCAGUGGAUAUCUUUAGGGCCUGCUUGAAAUCAGCAGCCAGAUGAUCUGCUUCUCGCGUUGUUAACCAGUAAUGUUUUUAUACACAUGGGAGGAAAGCGGGGUGUGUGUUUAUGAAGAAAGGGAAAUGGGGCAUACUGGCAGAACCAGGCAGCAUUUCAUUGCGAUGCUAUCGUGCGAGUACCAAGCAAACCUCAGCCCUUCUUCUGCACCCUUGGGAUGCUCAUGGGAGCAGAAGAGCCCAAUCCCACAGCCCAUUCUACAAAAACAGGCUGCAGCAUCUCUGCUGAAUCAGCCAGAGGAAAAUCUCAGAUCAAAAGUACAGCAUUUUUCUUUAAGUAUCACCUCUCUUCUGCUAUUGUAACUCCAUCACCUGAUAUGCUGACCGGCAAGUAUUUUAAACCCAUGCAUAGUCCCGUUGGAAUGGGCCUAUCUAUCUAUAACAGUCCUUUGUAUGAAGGUGCUACCUAAAAGAGCAUGGCAUAGGAUAUAAUGUAUUAUCUUUCCUUUUUAAUGAUAAACCCUGCACUGUUGCUUAGGGGCUGGGUUUCAGAGUUACCCAUCAUUGCAAUGGAAACCACAGGGAGCGGUGAGGGAUGGAGACCUCUGAAAUGUAGGCACCGGACUCUAUAAUUUCCAGUACACUACAAACCAUGUGGAGGAAUCAUCUUUCUGCAGGCUGCGCUCUUUAUUUCUUUUAAUUCACUGCAGGUAAUGGGGAAAUGUUACGUGCUAGAAACCGAAAACAGGCUUUUUUUUAUUUUUAUUAUUAUUAUUCCUCCCACUCCACACACACACUGAUCUGCAUUGUAUGGAGGAGUCAUUAAAUUGCAGUGUAGUGGAUGUUUUGCUCGGCUAAUUAUUUCAUUGCUGUACAUCUUCUGUUGCCAACUGUUUAACCUGAG
This is a messenger RNA of Alligator sinensis (Chinese alligator), 1913 nucleotides long. It is a transcript of the gene C1QTNF8, whose product is annotated as C1q and TNF related 8. The record is from RefSeq and is a predicted model, not a curated record. Bases 137 to 910 code for a protein of 257 amino acids. The transcript is spliced from 3 exons. Lineage: Eukaryota; Metazoa; Chordata; Crocodylia; Alligatoridae. Gene Ontology annotation, molecular function: protein binding.